CAACAACAGGAGCUGCUUCGGACUGGGUGACAAGAGCAUUCUGUUUCCCCAUUCAGGAUUAAGCAUUGGAACAAAAGUGGAAUAUUGAAACAUAAAUAUAAGGCAUCAUCUGAUAAACUUUCUGAAGUGAUAGAGAGUGAAGAAGAGGAGGAGAGAGAGGAGCUGGAAGCAGAAGAUGCCACGCUGGUCGAUACAUGUACCAUGAGGAGCACAGGAGAGCUACGCUAAAGACAGACGGGAGAAAACAGUUCACCUGGACACAUUUCACAGGUCACAUUGAGCCCAUGCGGUGGUCCAUGCUAGCCCUGCUGCUCUUGUUCUGCAGCCAGAUGUUUGCCCAGUGCCCAGGUGACAUCUGUCCACAAAACACCGACCACGGACAGCAUGAUGUCACGGCCAACCCUGUGCCGACUGUGGAUCCUAAACUCUUCAACAAGAGACGGUACCGCUCACCCCACGUUCUGUUCAGCGAACAACCCCCCGACUCAGAGCCCGCUGGGCACCAGACGAGGAGCAGAGCGAAGAGAAAAGCAGGAGCACCUCAACACCGCGGAGUUUACUCCGUCUGCGAGAGCGUUAGCACUUGGGAGGGAAAUAAAACCAAAGCUACAGACAUCUCGGGCAACGAGGUCACCGUCUUGCCCGACGUAAUCAUCAACAAUUCCAAGAAAAAGCAGUACUUUUUUGAGACGACGUGCAGCAGCGGGCGAACCGGAGGAUCCGGGUGUUUGGGAAUCGAUGCACGCCAUUGGAACUCGUACUGUACCAAUUCACACACGUUUGUGCGAGCGCUGACUUCAUUCAAGAACCUGGUGGCGUGGAGACUCAUAAGGAUCGAUGUAGCUUGUGUGUGUGUGCUGAGUCGAAAGUCUUGGAGACAGUAACAAACUGGCUGCUUUUCAACACGCCAGCGCCGGCCUUAUGAUAUCAAACUCAUAAUCCUCUAUGUGAUGGUGGACAUUUUCCUUGUGCAAACCAUUAAUGACAACUUCUGACAUAAAACAGACCAUCUAAGGAGGAUAAAUAUGAUGUGUUUUUGUCAUAGGACACUACAAUGGACUUUUUUCAGUUAUUUUUUAUGCAUUUCUGUCUUAAGAUAAUUGUUUUCAUUUGCAGCAUUACGAGAACAUGUACAUACAUUGUUGUGUGUGGUAAUUGUUAUUUAUUAA
Sinocyclocheilus rhinocerous is the source of this 1169-nucleotide messenger RNA. Its product is annotated as nerve growth factor. Gene Ontology annotation, biological process: negative regulation of neuron apoptotic process; positive regulation of peptidyl-serine phosphorylation; cell surface receptor protein tyrosine kinase signaling pathway. Gene Ontology annotation, cellular component: synaptic vesicle; dendrite; axon. Bases 195 to 884 code for a protein of 229 amino acids. Gene Ontology annotation, molecular function: growth factor activity; nerve growth factor receptor binding. NCBI's taxonomy places the organism in Eukaryota, Metazoa, Chordata, Actinopteri, Cypriniformes, Cyprinidae. The transcript has 3 exons. The record is from RefSeq and is a predicted model, not a curated record.